This is a messenger RNA of Neltuma alba, 470 nucleotides long. Its product is annotated as V-type proton ATPase subunit B2-like. Gene Ontology annotation, biological process: vacuolar acidification. The record is from RefSeq and is a predicted model, not a curated record. Gene Ontology annotation, molecular function: proton-transporting ATPase activity, rotational mechanism; ATP binding. NCBI's taxonomy places the organism in Eukaryota, Viridiplantae, Streptophyta, Magnoliopsida, Fabales, Fabaceae.
AUGGUGAAAAGGGUUGUUCAGGUUGUUGAACAUCCUGUCUCACUGGACAUGCUUGGGCGCAUAUUUAAUGGUUCUGGAAAACCAAUUGAUAAUGGUCCGCCAAUUUUGCCUGAGGCAUACUGGAUAUAUCGGGAGCUCCAUCAACCCCAGCGAGAGAACCUAUCCGAGGAGAUGAUACAGACAGGAAUAUCCAUUGAUGUCAUGAAUUCUAUUGCUAGAGCAAAGAUUCCUCUUUUCUCAGCUGCUGGUCUUCCCCAUAAUGAGAUCGCUGCUCAGAUAUGUCGUCAGGCUGGGUUAGUCAAGAGAUUGGAAAAAUCUGAUAAUCUUCUUGAGGGUAUAGGUGGGGAAGAGGACAAUUUUGCCAUUGUGUUUGCAGCUAUGGGAGUUAACAUGGAGGACUGCACAGUUUUUAAGCGAGACUUUGAGGAGAAUGGCUCAAUGGAGAGAGUGGAUGACCUUUUUCUUAUCUG